Molecule: messenger RNA, 481 nt
Organism: Salvia hispanica
Lineage: Eukaryota; Viridiplantae; Streptophyta; Magnoliopsida; Lamiales; Lamiaceae
Biological process (GO): systemic acquired resistance
Molecular function (GO): fatty acid binding
Source: RefSeq, a predicted model, not a curated record
UUCAUCAUCAUGGAAGCAUCAACCAAGGCGCUGUGCUUUCUAGCCCUCUUCCUUUCCGUUGCCAUCUCCACAAACGGCGCUGGCGAGUGCCCGAAAUCGACCCCGGACAACGAAGCCAUGAAGCUGGCCCCGUGCGCGUCAGCAGCGCAGGACGCCAACGCGGCCGUCCCGAGCAGCUGCUGCGCUCAAGUGAAGAAGCUGGGAAGGAACCCCAAGUGCCUCUGCGCUGUGAUGCUCUCGAAUAUGGCCAAAAUGGCCGGGAUUAAUCCUCAAAUCGCCAUCGGCAUUCCCAAACGUUGUAACCUUGCCGAUAGGCCAGUUGGUUACAAGUGUGGAGCUUAUACGUUGCCGUGAAACGUGGAUUGGAUAUGAUGUUUAAUGGCGGAGACUGUUGUUGAUUUUACUGUGUAAUUGUUUUAACAUCAUCGCUGCGUGUGAUCUCUGCUCUACUUCAACUUAAAUAAAAUAAAUAAAUUGCUGA